AUGGCUCCAUCAUCUUGUAGAAGAAAAGGGUCCAGAAAAUCUUCAUCGUCAAGAAGGAAAAUCCUCAACAAGAACUCGUCCAAGAAUCGAAAGAACUCGAUAAUUAUCUUAACCGGCAACGAAUCAUCGAAAACCGAAGGGUCGGAAGGCGUUGCAGAUAAUAAUAAUAAUAAUAACGCCAGCAUUUGUUCCACCCCAAAAGCGGAAAGAUUCCGGUUAACCGAGAUGGGCACUUGCCCGCCGGCACCUAAGAAGACGAUAAGAGUACGGCUCAAAAAUUGUUCCUUAAAGAGAACGGUCCACAUGCCGUUUUUCGUGUCUCCAGAUAUCGACCUCUUCUUUUAUUUCGCGCUCCGUGGGUUUUGA
Striga asiatica is the source of this 366-nucleotide messenger RNA. The record is from the annotation of a GenBank genome assembly. Lineage: Eukaryota; Viridiplantae; Streptophyta; Magnoliopsida; Lamiales; Orobanchaceae.